AUAUGUUGAGGAACAUAAAGACCAUAAUUAAUAGGUCGACUGCAAAACAAGGUAAAUUAGCAAAGCAGCCUUGAAAAAAGGCUUAAUUAUAUCUAAUUAAUUAAAUUAAAGGUCAACAAUUUUACCUAUUAGUAAAUAAGUAUAUAAAAACAUAUACUCUAAACACCAUUCCUCAACAAGGUACUCUGCAUUUUCUUGCAUUGCUCGUCUUCAACUUAGAAACAAUGCAGCUUUGUUUACAAAACCUGCUGCUUCUGCUUUGCUUUUCUUGUUUUAUUUGUACUUUCUCUGCAUUGAACUCUGAUGGGGUGACUCUGUUGUCACUUCUGAGCCAUUGGAAAACUGUUCCUUCUUCCAUUAGUUCAAGUUGGAAAGCUUCAGAUUCCACUCCAUGUUCAUGGGUAGGAGUGGGAUGUGAUAGUUCUAACAAUGUGUUAUUCUUGAACCUCUCUGGCUCUGGAAUCUCUGGUGAGAUAGGACACGAAAUCAGCAGCUUGAUCCAUUUGAAGACUAUUGAUUUGAGCUUGAACAGUUUCUCUGGCAACAUACCUUCAGAGAUAAGUAACUGUAGUGUUCUUGAGAAUUUAGAGCUUUCUGGUAACAAGCUCACCGGAGAGAUACCAAGCAGCCUAAAAAACUUGAAAAAGUUGCAGUUGUUUAGCUUGUUUGACAAUUUGCUGUCAGGUGAAGUAUCUGAAUCAUUUUUCCAACUUCCGAACUUGCAGUAUGUUUUUCUGAACAAUAACAACUUGAGUGGCUCAAUCCCUGAUAGUGUUGGGAAUAUGAGCAAGGUUUUACUUCUAUAUUUAAGAGCAAAUCAGUUAUCAGGUGAGAUUCCUUCUUCCAUUGGAAACUGUUUGAAAUUGCAGGAACUUUCCUUGGAGGAGAAUCAUUUGACAGGAGCUUUACCUGAGAGCUUGGGCAAUCUCCAAGAUCUUAUCUAUUUGAAUGUCAGAACCAAUCGUUUUGUGGGUAAUAUUCCUUCAGAGUUGGGUAAUCUCAACAAUUUAGAUUUCUUGGAUCUUUCAUUCAACAAUUUGAGUGGUGAAAUUCCACCAAGCUUAGGCAAUUGUAGCAGUUUAAGCCAGUUUGCUGCUUUGCAGAAUAAGUUAGUUGGCAAUAUUCCUUCUUCCUUUGGCCAACUAAGUAAGCUUGAAGUGUUCAACUUUCCACAGAACCAGUUGUCCGGGAAAAUACCACCUGAACUUGGUAAUUGUAAAUCUUUGAAAAUGCUUCAAUUGUUCUCAAACCAGCUGGAGGGGGAAAUUCCUAGUGAAUUAGGGAAACUGACUAAUUUGCAGGACCUUCAACUGCAAGAAAACCGUUUAACUGGUGAAAUACCAGUUAGCAUAUGGAAAAUUCCAAGUCUUCAGGAAAUUCUUGUUUAUAAUAACAGUCUUUCAGGGCAAAUUCCUUUGGAGGUUACCGAACUGAAGCAACUCCAGAACAUUUCAUUGUUUAACAACUUUUUCUCUGGUGUAAUACCUCAAGGCCUGGGGAUUAACAGCAGCUUAAUUCAGCUAGACUUUACCAAUAAUAGUUUCAGCGGCAAAAUCCCACCAAAUCUUUGCUUUGGAAAGAAAUUAAAGGUUCUCAUUUUUGGUAUUAAUAAACUUGAAGGUAGCAUACCUUCAGAAGUGGGAAGCUGUACUACUCUCAGGAGGCUAAUCCUCAAAGAAAACAAGCUCACAGGGUCUCUUCCAGAGUUUGCUGAAAAUCCAAAUCUUUUAUUUAUGAACAUCGCCGACAACAGCAUCAGAGGAGAAAUCCCUUCAGGCUUGGCAAACUUGACCAGCAUCCCUUCCAUUAAUUUGUCCUCAAACAAGUUUACAGGAAAUUUGUCAGUUCUUGGUAACAUUUGUUCAUUGAAGGAGGUCAAUGUUUCAAACAAUGACUUCUCUGGUUCAAUUCCAGAGACAUUAUUAAACUUGGUGAAAUCUUCUCCACCAUCAUUUGCAGGCAAUCCCAAGUUGUGUCUCACUUGUCCUCCAUCAAAAAGCUCAACUUGCACUGUUUAAGAAUCUAUGCUUCUCUCAUCAAGUCAAGCUUUUUAUUUAUUAUCUCAUUUUCAACCAGGAUUUCAAAAUAAAGUCAUAUAAAGAGUAGUCUUUGGUGUCAUUUUUACAAUUCUUUUAAGUUCUAAUCCCUCUUUUUCAUUUUCCAACCCUCAUUCUCAUUAUUUUUUGAACAAUGGUCAAAAAUUGUUCAUACUUCUACCGAUCAUUCUCAUUGUUGUUUACAAUUAUGUGUGACCUAUGUUUAUUGCAUUUUUUAAUAAUGCUUUUUGCCAUUAGAAGUGUCUGAGCAUCCAAAGCGUUCACAACUGAAAAUGUAUUUCAAAUACAACUAGAAUCUAGAUUAAAAUGAUCUAAUGAAAAUUGGUUGAAAGAAUUAUACAAACUUUGAUUUAGGAUCAAAUAAUGCGGUAAACAUAUGCAAACUCAAUUACUCACGUAAAAAGAAUUCCUAACGUCAAUACUGCAAUCCCACCAAAUCCAUGGUGCUUUCUUUUUCUUUCAUUUAAUUUACAAGGAAGAGACUACCAUGCCUUAUGGAAACCCUUGGUCAUCUAAAUAUAAUCUAGCAAAAAGAAAGUUUGCUUAGAUGGCCAAGGGUUUACAACACGCAACACGGUUAAGAGUUCAAAUAGGUCUUAAAAACAUCAGGUUCAGCCACCAGAACAGCCAGCAGCAAUCAUACUCCCACUCUCCCUUUCUGAACACAGUUAAGAGUUCACAUAUGGUUUAGCAACUAGAAUCAGCAAUUGCAAAGCCACAAAAAGCAGCAGUUUACCCAACAACCUUCCUUGAAUGAAAAUAGCUGUUUCUCAUGUUGCAAAGAAAUAUUGAAACUUUCCCUUUUUCUUAUAUAAGAGUAUGGAAAUUUCAUUAUGUUUCAAUUCAUUGUUGGCACGUAGAUUCUCGGUUGUCAUGCUAUGGCGCCAAACCCGAACAAUAGAAAAGCAUUUAACAAUCAAUAGAUGUAAAUUUUCGAAAAACUGAUCACAGAUUGCAUACCUGUUGUAAGCCAAGAGGACCUAAAGGCCUUGGGCCCUCCUCAAUAUCAUCCCAAAAGCUUUUGGUCAUCCAAUAGCCACAAGAUGACUGUUUCAGUUCGUCUCAUCAAAUAGCAAGGUAGCAAAUCUUUCCCUGCCUACAAACAUAUCUGCCGGUAGGGUAGCCACUCUGUUCAGUUUUAUGAAAAA
Messenger RNA from Ziziphus jujuba (common jujube), 3205 nucleotides. Its product is annotated as receptor-like protein kinase. Gene Ontology annotation, molecular function: protein binding. The record is from RefSeq and is a predicted model, not a curated record. The coding region runs from base 225 to 2018 and encodes 597 amino acids. The transcript has a single exon. Lineage: Eukaryota; Viridiplantae; Streptophyta; Magnoliopsida; Rosales; Rhamnaceae.